Molecule: messenger RNA, 1212 nt
Organism: Aspergillus puulaauensis
Lineage: Eukaryota; Fungi; Ascomycota; Eurotiomycetes; Eurotiales; Aspergillaceae
Gene: ALP1
Product: S8 family peptidase
Exons: 4
Coding region: 1-1212 (403 amino acids)
Biological process (GO): proteolysis
Molecular function (GO): serine-type endopeptidase activity
Source: RefSeq, a predicted model, not a curated record
AUGUAUUCAAUCAAGCGCACGAUCCUCCUUCUCGGAGCUCUUCUUCCUGCCGUCUUUGGUGCUCCUAUCCUCGAAGCUCGCCGGCAGACAGAAAAGGUCCCCGGGAAGUACAUCGUGACGUUCAAAUCUGGCCUGCAGGCCGAGCAGAUCGACGCACACACAACUUGGGCCUCGAACGUCCACAAGCGCAACCUAGAGCGCCGCGAUCUGACUGACCGUGAUUUGUACCCCGGUAUUGAGAAGAACUUCAAGAUCCACAAAUUCGCGGCGUACGUUGGUUCUUUUGAUGAUGCCACCAUCGAAGAAAUCCGAAACCACAAAGAUGUGGCUCACGUGGAAGAGGACCAAGUCUGGUACCUUGAUGCCCUAACCACCCAGAGCGACGCUCCCUGGGGUCUUGGGGCUAUCUCUCACCAAGGAGAUGCGAGCUCCGACUAUAUUUACGACACAAGCGCUGGAGCUGACACUUACGCAUACGUGGUGGACACCGGCAUCAAUGUUGAUCACUCGGAAUUUGACGGACGCGCCAGUCUGGCCUACAACGCUGCUGGUGGCCAGCACGUUGACAGCGUUGGCCACGGUACCCAUGUUGCUGGCACUAUCGGUGGCAAAACCUUCGGUGUUUCUAAGAAGGCCAAUCUUCUCUCUGUCAAGGUCUUCGAGGGCGAAUCUAGCAGCACCUCCAUCAUCCUCGACGGCUACAACUGGGCUGCUAACGACAUCGUAAGCAAGAGCCGCACCGGAAAGUCGGCAAUCAACCUGAGCUUGGGCGGUGGAUACUCUUAUGCCUUCAACAACGCAGUCGAAAGCGCGUUUGAUGAGGGAGUCCUCUCCGUUGUAGCAGCUGGUAACGAGAACGUUGAUGCAUCGAACACCAGUCCCGCUUCUGCACCUAACGCUCUUACUGUUGCGGCUAGCACAGAAAAGAAUGCCCGCGCAUCGUUCUCCAACUAUGGUGAGGUGGUCGACAUCUUUGCCCCUGGUGAAGACAUCCUCUCGGCCUGGAUUGGCGGAAACAGUGCCACUAACACCAUUUCUGGCACAUCUAUGGCCACUCCCCAUAUUGUUGGAUUGUCCCUCUACUUGAUCGCUCUCGAGGGGCUCUCCUCUCCCGGGGAUGUGACUUCCCGAAUCAAGGAGUUGGCUACCCAGGAUGCUCUCUCGGGCGUGUCUGGCAGCCCCAAUGCGCUUGCCUACAACGGCGCUGAAUAA